GCGCGUGGAGACACACAUUUUGGCCCUGUAUGGGCCCCACACCCUUGUGAAUGACGAGCACAUACUGAAGAACCUCGCUUCGGUUGUCGUCCGCCUUCGCAUCGCUCGACGGCCAGGAGGAGACGUGGUUCGGGUCGUAUUUCCUCUCUAGGCUGUGGAUGUCUCAGAAGAAAAGAAUCCAAUACAGGAUCGGCCGGUACUGGACAGAGACGAAGCGCAUGUACAGCGUGCUGGAUCCACACCUCCUGGGCCGUGACUGGCUCGCCGGCGAGGCUUGGAAAAUACAGUAUCGUCGAUGCGAAGGCGUUCCCAUGACUUUACUAUGCUGUGCUCCGUGGACAGGCAUAUGCAAAGCCGAUGUGCCGCCAUUUGUGCGGGCGUGCAUUGAGCGCAACUUUGCGCGCAGCAGCACGCAGGCGGGUAUGCAGCAGCCGAGCGCCAAGCUGACGGCACUUGCCAGCUCGAUGUGGGACGACGAUUUUGCGCAGAAACAGGUGGACGACAUCCACACGUUCGCAUCGCAGGCGCAGGGUGCGAAGGGAGAGAGCGAGAGAAGUAGAAGCAGGGGUGACGGCGGCUAUCUAUCAGAUCGACGGGCUUUCCCACAGACGGACGAUCUGCUGCUGGAUCCAUGUGCUUGCUUGCUCACUCUACUUGCUCCUGGCUGUACAAACCCAUGUUUGUGAGCAUCGGUUGCACGAGGUGCCAGCGAGCCAACGCAUGGAAGCAACCCCCAAGCGCGCGCGUCCCGUUGGAU
This is a messenger RNA of Tilletiaria anomala UBC 951, 757 nucleotides long. RefSeq lists its product as uncharacterized. Lineage: Eukaryota; Fungi; Basidiomycota; Exobasidiomycetes; Georgefischeriales; Tilletiariaceae. The record is from RefSeq and is a predicted model, not a curated record. The transcript has 3 exons. The coding region runs from base 159 to 686 and encodes 175 amino acids.